UUGAGGCUUCGUUGCCAAAACAGAAGUGCUCAAUUUUUUAAAUGUUCAGUAGCUCAAAAUUAUUAACUUUUCAGUAAAUUUUCUCUCAAUAAGUUUCAAUUUUAGUGACUUUCUGAGAUCGAAGAAGAGAGGCUGCAGCUGAAAUACACUAACGUACUAAAUAUUUAUCCACAAUGGUUACUUGUAUCAACAGUUUUCACGUAAUGUAUGUGUUGACAACUACUAUACUUUUUAAUUUAGUGCCAACGAUUACUCAUAAUGCCGAAGCAAGCGAAAAAGAAAAAAUUGUAGGUAUUGCAGGAUUCAAAGUAGCUUUGCCAUGUAAUAUCACUUUACCAUCCCCUAACGACGAACUUUUACUCAUAUUGUGGUACAGAGGAGACACAUCGAAUCCAUUGUACACUAUGGAUGCUAGACGUAGUGCCACAAAUCACUCUCGGCAUUCUUCAUCUGAUAACUUGUCUGGAAGAGCUUAUUUUAGUGUUGUGGAUAGACCAGCUGUUCUAAUCUUAGAGCCAGUAUUUGCAGGGGAUGCUGGAACCUACAAAUGUCGAGUGGAUUUCCGAGUAGCCAGAACAAGAUAUUCCAAAGCGGAGUUGUCAGUAAUCGUUCCACCGAAUAAACCUAUAAUCACUGACGUAAGCGGAAAAGUUUUGGAAAGUUUGAUAGGACCUUAUAAUGAAGGAGAUAGUUUAACGCUAAUUUGUGAAAGCGAAGGAGGUGAGCCACCCGCUUCUGUUACCUGGUGGAGAGACUCUGAGUUAUUGGAUGAUAGUUUUCAGAGUAUUUCUCGAUCAACGGUUCAGAAUAUAUUAAUCAUUCCAACACUACGAAGAGAUCACCUCAUGAACACCUUUAUGUGCCAGGCCAUUAAUAACGAACAGUCACCACCAGCUUCAACGACGGUGACAGUUGACAUGAAUUUUAAGCCUCUUGGUGUGUGGAUUGAGAAUAGCAAUCGACCACUUUCUACAGUGAAACCUAGCAAACUCAUUUGUCACGUAACAGGCUCACGCCCUACUGCGCAACUAUCAUGGUGGAUUGGAGGAAAGAAACUUCAAAGUGCCAAAAAGCGAUCCCCAUUUGAAAGAAGCCGCAGUAGGAACAAGACCACCAAUGUCCUCAUUUUCAAACCUAACAUUGAUGAUAACGGCAAAUACUUGUCAUGCAAGGCAGAAAAUCCAUUAAUCCCGGGAAGUGCAAUAGAAAGUGGUUGGAAAUUGGAUGUGCAUUAUAUACCUCAACUACAUCUUCGACUAGGAAGCAAAUUACGCCACAGUCAUAUUCAAGAAGGUAACGACGUUUACUUAGACUGUUUUAUUCAAUCUAAUCCACCAGCUUCUGAAAUAGCGUGGAGGUUUGAAGGAAGUGAGCUUUGCGCAAAUGCCUCGUUUGGGAUUAUAAUCAGCAACCAAUCUUUAGUACUUCAAAACGUUAAGAGGAGGAACAGGGGACGCUAUUCUUGUUUAGCCACGAACAGUGAAGGAAAAGGGGAAAGCAAUACGGUGUUUCUUAGAGUACAAUAUAAACCUCGAUGUAAAGGAAGGCAACGGUUUCUUUAUGGAACGGCAAAGAACGAAGCUGUUAAAGUGCCGUGUGAAGUUGAUGCAGACCCUGCUGAUGUGGACUUUUUAUGGAAAUUUAAUAAUUCAGGGCAUGUAGUCGACCUCCAGGAUUAUAAUUACAAAGAAACUAGAAGUGUGGCAACAUAUAGUCCUAGAACGCAAUAUGAUUACGGCUCAUUGUUAUGUUGGGCUAAGAAUGCUGCUGGUUUGCAGGAUAUUCCCUGUGUAUUUAGUAUCAUACCUGCAGGAGUACCAGACCCUCCACAAAACUGUACAAUUGUUAACAAAUCAGAAUCAUCUUUCCGAGUGGAAUGCUUAGAAAGCUUCAGUGGGGGACUUGAGCAGCGUUUUAUGAUAGAAGUUCAUGAUGAUUUUAUCCAAGCAGUCUUAGUUAACGUAACAGCCAAGCGACCUGUUUUUGUAAUAGAUGGACUGUCGUCGGGAAGGAGAUUUCUUUUACAAAUUUCUUCAGUAAAUGACAAAGGAAGAAGUCAAAGUGUUGUGAUGAACUUAAGCACACUUCACAUUCCAGAAACUCUAACUCAUAAAGAUACUCAAUGGAAUGACAACAUAAGCCCGGUGCUAAUAAUAUUAAUUGGAGUGGUCGGAGGAUCUGUUCUGGUGGCUGCUUUUAUUUUCAUUACCAUGAAGUAUUGUAAAACAAAAGGACAGCAGUCAAAGGGAGAUAUCACCAAGCUUGAUAAGUAUGAGAAAGCUCAGCAUGGGUUUGAAUCAUUUUCAUCACAAAACUGUCCGGACAUAAUUCCAGGACAUAACCAACUACCAAAUUCUAAUGUCUAUGAAAACGUUAACAAAGGUUAUGAACCACAGUGCAGAGAUUCCUGGCCAGAUAAAGAAUGCGAGACUACCAAAAACUUCGGUUCUUGUGGUUUUGAAAUGCAGGUUAUGCCUUGCCCGUCAAGCCCAAUUCACAAAGAAGACCUUCAACUGUUAAGAAAAGAAAACGCUUGGCCUUCAAGUGGAAAACAACAAAUAGUGGAAAUUCUAAAUAAACUGUAUGUGUCAGGCCUCUCUACAACAAAGAACAAACAGAAGUUUCACUUUUGACAAGACAAACUGAUAUCUAAAUGUUAUUCCUGAAAUAUGAAGUUUUAGAAAUAAGCGAAUUUCUUAUUAUAAAUUUUUCUUGGUGUGAUCAGUUGCAAAACAAAUAAAAAUAAUGGUUUCGAUAUUCAAAAAAUGGUGUGGAAUUCACUACAUAUGAACCCUGUUGCCAAAGACUGAAAAGUAUAAUUAUAGUCCAUGAUAUGUAUAUUUAUCCUCUCGCUGAUACUUUACUAUCAAAUCUGAGCUUUCAGCGAUAACUCGGUGAUCUCUGAGUGCACAUCAUUUACUUUUCAAAAGUCCAGAGUCAGAGAGUUAUCCAGUGUUUUUAUUAUAUAUGUCUAUCUUUUACUUUGAAAAAUUAAAGAUCAUGAUGGUAACUUUAAACCAUAUAUAUGAAUCUGACUUUUUGUUAAUGUAGUGUUGAUUAUUUCGAUUUUUUUAUCUUCAUAACUUCAUUAUUAAAUUAAGAAUACAUGAGUUUUACCUCCUAUUUCUUUUUUUUGUUUGCCUUCUCAGACGUUUAAUUAUCUUGAAUGUAUUACAAAAUGGACAUUGGUUUAAGAUACUGAGCUGUGUAGAUGACAUAAUACAAAUAUAUAUAAAUAUAUAUAGCUGUACCUUUAUGUAUUGUGUCCACGUAUCCACGUAAAUGAAAUGCAGUGCUGCUUUUGUGAAAGCUAUUAUGGUAUGUCUUAUGAAGCUAUUAACUCGCGUCACAUUAUUUUCCUGGAAAUAAUUAUAACCAGAUGCCA
This is a messenger RNA of Limulus polyphemus (Atlantic horseshoe crab), 3385 nucleotides long. Its product is annotated as nephrin-like. Lineage: Eukaryota; Metazoa; Arthropoda; Merostomata; Xiphosura; Limulidae. Gene Ontology annotation, molecular function: protein binding. The record is from RefSeq and is a predicted model, not a curated record. The coding region runs from base 174 to 2633 and encodes 819 amino acids. The transcript is spliced from 13 exons.